UUUGCUGCGUCGUAUUCUCCGAGGCUAGCGGCGAAGAAACAGAGAGACUGUCAGCGCAGUUUUCGGAUCUUCAUGAGGAAUUCCAGUCUGUUUGUCUACAUCACAUUGCUCGGCUGGUUUGUCUACCCUAUCUACGAAUAUUGGAGUAUGUACCCGGAUGUCGACUACAGUCAACUUCACUUGUUCUAUGGCGACCAAGAUUUCAGUCUCGAGCGAAGUAGAUAUCUCUGGUACCUACAUGGUGUUUCGCUCAUCAGCGUUGCGGUUUUGACCAUGGUGAUGUUGCUGCAUUACGCACUCCCAAUCAUGCUCAUUGAGACCCAGGUUCACGUCCUCAUCGGUUCACUAAGGGCCACCGCCACAUCCCUCAACCGUCACGCGAUGUCGCACCGGGUCCAGUUCAUACGCCCCGCCACUCCUCAUUGUUGA
Molecule: messenger RNA, 429 nt
Organism: Bemisia tabaci
Lineage: Eukaryota; Metazoa; Arthropoda; Insecta; Hemiptera; Aleyrodidae
Source: RefSeq, a predicted model, not a curated record